CUGCGCAGCAAUCAUUCGGCUGCCAAAUCGUCCAACAACAACAGCGUGUCGCGUAAUUAUUUUCUUCUAUCUCUCUUGCUAAUAAUAAAAACAAUUGCCAAACAACGCAUCAAUUGUAAAUAAUUUGUUUCCUUUUGUUUUAACAAAGUGCCGACACCAACAUUGACGAACACACACAAGUAACAGACACACACACUCCACAACAUCAACACCAAUUUGUAGCAAUACCAACAACAACAAAAUCUCGCAGUGCAGCCACCAAGGACACGAAUUGUAUGAAAGUAGUGCAGCUAGGAGCAUGAGACGGCAUUAAACAAAAACUAUAGUACAAAAUUAUAAAAUCAACAACUAUUUAUCAAUUAUUUGCAAUUGUUAUACCCAUCAAAUUAGACCAAUUGCCACAUUACAAAUACAAAAAAUACACUUCAAGUGUAAUAAAAACGAAAGUAUUACAAAAAAAAGUGCAAGUGAAAGAAAGAUAGAAAGAGGUGAAGAUCAUUUAGCUUUUUAGAAUGGCUGCCAACAAUUUGCGACAAAUUCCAUUGACCUGCAGCGGACACACCAGACCUGUGGUGCAUUUGGAUUUCAGCGAUAUCUGCGACAGCGGCUAUUUUCUCAUAUCGGCUUGCAAAGAUGGCAGCCCAAUGUUGCGUCACGGCGAUACCGGUGAUUGGGUUGGCACCUUUGAAGGACACAAGGGCGCCGUCUGGGGCGUUGCACUCAAUCGCAGUGCCACACUGGCCGCCUCCGGCGCUGCCGACUUCACGGGCAAGGUGUGGAAUGCAGUUAGUGGCGCAGAGAUUCACAGUUUUCAGCACAAGCAUAUUGUGAAGAGCGUAGCAUUCGACAACAGUUCGGAGAACAUUGUCACCGGCAGCAACGAGAAACUGGUGCGCGUGUUCAACCUGGAGCAACCCGAUGCCGAGCCAGAAUUGUAUGGCGGACAUGCGGGUGCCAUAAAGCGUGCGCUCUUCUGUCGCGACGACAAGUGCAUCAUCUCGGCAGCCGAUGAUAAGACGGUGCGUUUGUGGGAUCGUAUGACCGGCAUUGAAGUGCAACGGCUGCAGUUCCAGAGCAAUCCGAACAGUUUGGAGAUCUCACGCGACAAUCAUGUGCUGACUAUAACGCAUGGAUCGACGAUUAGUUUCUGGGAGAUCGAUACGCUGAAGAAGCUCAAGGAGGUGAAAGUGCCAACGAAUGUGGCGUCGGCUAGUUUGCAUCCUGACAAACACGUUUUCGUUUGUGGCGGCGAGGACUUUAAAAUGUAUAAAUUCGACUACAUUACUGGCAACGAAAUUGAAUCCUUCAAGGGUCACUUUGGACCCGUGCAUUCGGUGAAAUUCAGUCCGGAUGGCGAGCUAUACGCCAGUGGCUCCGAGGAUGGCACGCUGCGACUGUGGCAAACAACAGUGGGUAAAACGUAUGGACUGUGGAAGUGCACGGAACCCAGUGAGCUGAACAAUUCGCUGAACUCUCCACGUGAGGUGCCGGCAAACUGAUGUUGGAGAAGCACAAGUCGCUGCUAUACGACAACAUCAACGACAACGACAGCGCAGCCACCGCAACAACAACCACAACAGCAGCAAAUGCAUAGAAAGUGAAUCAACAAAAACAUACUUAACAUACAUACAAAUCGAAUCAAAUAAUUUGUAAUUAUAUUUCUCAAACUCAAGAAAAAACACGGCUACAAUAACGCAAAUGAUAUUUUCGAUUCCAGCGCUUAAUUCAUUGGCAUUAAUGUACAUAUUUGAUGUAUGUGAAAAUCAAUAGAAAUAAAUAACUUAAGUUUUUCAA
Messenger RNA from Drosophila albomicans, 1794 nucleotides. It is a transcript of the gene wmd, whose product is annotated as serine-threonine kinase receptor-associated protein. Gene Ontology annotation, molecular function: protein binding; RNA binding. Gene Ontology annotation, cellular component: SMN complex. The record is from RefSeq and is a predicted model, not a curated record. The coding region runs from base 513 to 1499 and encodes 328 amino acids. The transcript is spliced from 3 exons. Gene Ontology annotation, biological process: spliceosomal snRNP assembly. Lineage: Eukaryota; Metazoa; Arthropoda; Insecta; Diptera; Drosophilidae.